Molecule: messenger RNA, 3440 nt
Organism: Diceros bicornis minor
Lineage: Eukaryota; Metazoa; Chordata; Mammalia; Perissodactyla; Rhinocerotidae
Product: peroxisomal membrane protein 11A
Exons: 10
Coding region: 116-1867 (583 amino acids)
Biological process (GO): peroxisome fission; lipid metabolic process; regulation of peroxisome size
Cellular component (GO): lipid droplet; peroxisomal membrane
Source: RefSeq, a predicted model, not a curated record
GGUGCGCCCGCCCCCACGGGGGCGGGGAAACAGCGGUUGUCGCUGGCCGAGACCAGCUCUCCCGGGGGUACUCGCCAAUGAGCCCCGUGCGACGCGUGGGUCUGGGCUGGGUGCCAUGGAUGUCAUGGACGCCUUCACCCGCUUCACCAACCAGACACAGGGCCGGGAACGACUCUUCAGAGCUACUCAGUACACAUGCAUGUUGCUUAGAUAUUUGUUAGAGCCUAAAGCUGGCAAAGAGAAGGUGGUAAUGAAGCUCAAGAAAUUGGAGUCCAGUGUGAGCACUGGCCGUAAAUCUUCAAGAGCUAUGAUGGCAGUCAACAAGGACUCAACGUUGCUGGAGGGAGACCUCCCUGAGCAGGAGAACGUGCUGCAGCGGGUCUUGCAGCUGCCGGUGGUGAGUGGCACCUGUGAGUGCUUCCAGAAGACCUACACCAGCACCAAGGAAGCCCACCCUCUGGUGGCCUCUGUGUGCAAUGCCUAUGAGAAGGGCGUGCAGGGCGCCAGCAGCUUGGCGGCCUGGAGCAUGGAGCCAGUGGUCCGCAGGCUGUCCACCCAAUUUACAGCUGCCAACGAGCUGGCCUGCCGAGGCCUGGACCACUUGGAGGAGAAGAUCCCGGCCCUCCAGUACCCUCCUGAAAAGAUCGCCUCUGAGCUGAAGGACACCAUCUCCACCCGCCUUCGCAGUGCCAGGAACAGCAUCAGCAUGCCCAUUGCCAGUACCUCAGACAAGGUCCUGGGGGCUGCUCUGGCUGGCUGUGAGCUUGCCUGGGCUGCGGCCAAAGACGCUGGUGAAUAUGCCGCCAACACCCGAGCUGGUCUGCUGGCCUCUGGAGGGGCCGACUUGGCCCUGGGCAGUGUUGAGAAGGUGGUUGAGUUCCUCCUCCCUCCAGCCAAGGAAGAGUCAGCCCCCGCUCCAGGACACCAGCAGGCCCAGAAGCCUUCCAAGGCCAAGCCAAGCCUCAUGAGCAGGUUUGGGGCCCUGGCCAACACCCUCUCUGAACACACCUUCCAGACCACGGCCCAGGUGCUGAAGCAGGGCCACACCCUGGCCAUGUGGAUCCCGGGUGUGGCGCCCCUGAGCAGUCUGGCCCAGUGGGGCGCAUCAGCGGCCAUGCAGGUGGUGUCCCGGCGGCAGAGUGAGGUGCGGGUACCCUGGCUGCAUAGCCUCACCAGCACCCCGGAGGAGGACCACGAUGACCAGGCAGACACAGGCGGGGAGGAGACGGAGGAGGAGGAGGAAUCCGAGACCGAGGAGAGCAAGCUCAGUGAGGGAGCAGCCCUGCCCAGCCCACAAGGCUUUCUGGGCAGUGUGGCACAUGCCCUGCAGAAGGCCUUCCAGGGCACCAUCAAAGCGGUGACUUGGGCCCCUGUGGCUGUGCUGGGCACCACAGGGAGGAUGCUGUAUCUCACGCCAGCCCGUGCUGUCUGCUCCACCAAGGGGAGGGCCAUGUCCCUGUCCGACGCUCUGAAGGGCGUUACUGACAACGUGGUGGACACGGUGGUGCACUACGUGCCGCUCCCCAGGCUGUCACUGAUGGAGCCCGAGAGCGAAUUCCGGGACAUCGACAACCCGCCAGCCGAGGCCGAGCGCCGGGAGGCGGAGCGCAGGGCGUCUGGGGCGCCGCCCGCCGGCGUGGAGCCCGCGCCGCCCCGCGGCACCCUGCGCAGCGCGCGAGGCCCGAGCGCGCCCCCCGGCCUGGCUCCGGAGGACAGGGGGGACCUGCCCGCCGCGCCGCGCCCGGCCUUCCCAGCCGUGCCCCGCGAGAAGCCCACGCGCAGGGUCAGCGACAGCUUCUUCCGGCCCAGCGUCAUGGAGCCCAUCCUGGGCCGCGCGCAGUACAGCCAGCUGCGCAAGAAGAGCUGAGUCCGCCGCGCCCCCGCCCUCCCGGCCCGGCCGGCGCGGAGGGCCAGGGCCGGUGUCUCCAGCAAAUAGAACCUACACUUCCAAGUGAGCGUUGACUUCUUCAAAGUAGUCCGCUUGGGACAAGAGCCUCAUUCCGACCCUGCUGCCAAGACUCGCAUCUUUUUAGCAUCCUUUUUGGGCUUAGCUGUCAGAGCCCAUUUUUAAGAAGCAUCAGAGCAGCAGCCUGCUUUGAUUCUAUGCCUUGUUUUUUUUUUACCAAAAGAUUAAUUGCCUAACUUGAUCUUUCAUUUCUUUAAACAAACUUGUGGCCAAAUGACAUUUGGCUGUUUCCAAAAUUUAGAUCCAUCCCCUGUAGACAAAUAUUUGCCACCAGUGAGUAACGUGUCGCCACCCUGAGGGUCCACGAAGGAAUUCCUGACGCAUUUCUAAGGACUGAGCUGAGAGACUCCUGAGUGCCCAGGCUCUCAGCAGACUGCUCUGAAGGGAACCACAGUCAGGUGCGAAAGGUCUUUUGUGUUUAUAUAAAAUAUUAGCAUCGCUUUCUGGGUACCCCGUACUCCUCACGGGCUGAGUCCGGGCCUUGCUCAGUAGCGCCACCAUCUUGCUCACAGCCACAUUUCCUUGUAUGCUUACUCCCUUCCGCCUGCAUAUUCACCACCCCCGCCUGUCCCCCCUCCCCCCGUGUGUGGGGACGACAAUGGUGACCGUUCACGUUAUAAAGUAUGGACUCUAUAGCCAUAGUUCAUUCCAAGCCCUGUUUUUGAAAAUGUUCAUAUUUGGUAAAUCUAGGAAAUGUACACAUAUAAUUUAAAAAUUCAAACAUUGCAGAAGAUAUGUCUUCCUCCCUGAGUUCCCUGGUUCUCCUUCACAAAAGCAACCAUGGUGCCAGUCUCUUGUGCAUCCUUCCAGUUACAGGCUGUGCGUGUGCAAACACGUGUAUGCACUCCCCACUUUGUUUACACAUCUGGGGCAUGUUAUACUCAUACUGCUUUUUUCACUUAACAAUACAUCUAGAUGGGGCCGGCCGUGUGGCUUAGCAGGUAAGUGCACACGCUCGGCUACUGGCAGUGUGGUUUGGAUUGCAACCGACGCACUGCUUGUCAGGCCAUGCUGAGGCGGUGUCCCACAUACAGCAACUAGAAGAAUGUGGAACUACGACAUACAACUAUCUACUGGGGCUUUGGGGAGAAAAAGGGGAAAAAAAAAAAAAGGAGGGUGGGCAGUAGAUGUUAGCUCAGGGCCGGUCUUCCACAGCAAAAAGAGGAGGAUUGGCAUGGAUGUUAGCUCAGGGCUGAUCUUCCUCACAAAAAAAACAAAAAACAAUAUAUCUAGAGAUCUUUUUGUAUCAGUAUCAUAAAUCCUCCUUACUCUUUUUAACAGCCACAUAGUAUGUGCUUCAUAAUAUAGAUGUGCUAUAUCUGACCUCACUAGUUUGCUAAUGAUGGACUUUUAGGUUGUUCCAAUCUUUUGCUCCUGCAAACAGUGCUACAAUAAAUGUCCUUAAAUGGCUUGUGUAGAUGCGUGGAUAUUUCUAUAGGAUAAAUUUAUAACUUGGAACCAUGACAUGCUAGGU